UCGCGAUAUUUUCGCGCAGUCUUCUUCGACUUGACAGGUGGCAAACAUUUGCAACUACCGCACCCAAAUCAGCCACGUCCUUAUUCAGAUCGACCGUUUCUGCUGUACAUGGACACACUGAAUAGGGACUGUCUCUCACAAAUAUUCCUCAAUCUCGAUUUCAUCGAACGAGUUCGUCUGGAGCACGUAUGUCGCAUGUUCCACUAUGUGCUGCAGCAACAAUCCACCUUUUCUGACAGCGUAAACUUGGACAUUUCAGAAUUUCUGAUUAGCACUUCCACAGACUACUAUCAGCAGGAUAGCCUAAGCUUUCUCCCAACGGUUGUCGGAGUGAUCGAACGAUGCGGUCCCUAUGUGCAGCAGCUGAGUUUCGGUCAACGAUGGUUGCGCAUUUCACAGCCUAUAAUCGACUGCAUUGCCAACAACUGCAAACAACUGAGUGUCGUCGACCUCGGAGCAGUGAUUCUAAGCGCUGAUCUGAGCCCAUUGUUGGAAAAAAUCGCGCCACAGUUGCAGGAAUUCUCACUUGAAGAAACCAGCUGGGUCAACAUUGAAUGUGCUGAGAAGGUGCAAAAUUACUUCAAAUCAAUGAAGAAACUGCGGAAGCUCAAUCUGCGUUCGGCCAUGUUUCAACUCACGAGACUCGCUGAAUUACCGACAACUCUGGAAUAUCUAGAGAUCGGAGGCGCCCACUCUUUCCCUUCCGAAAUACUACUAGAAUUUCUGCAAAACCACGAUCGGCUCGAAGAGUUCCAUGCAUCUCCGAUGCCGGUGCUUGAUGAUGAGAUAAUCGCCGCUAUCGGAUCACUUCCUAAUCUGCGACAUCUCUCGCUUGGUCAUUCCUACAACACCGAUCUGCACUUUGACGCCUUAAGCAACCUGACAAAAUUGGAGUCACUUCGAAUGAAUGAUGUGUUCGGUCUGACUGAGGUGUCUCUACAACUCAUUUUGUCACGAAUGCAGAACUUGGAACGAAUUGCGCUGAUCAACUGCAAAAACGUUUUUGAUUACACGGCUCUUGGCAACUGCGGACGACUUCAAUCUCUUGAAAUUCGGAACACCAUGCAACUGGCUAAUGAGGAUAUACUCGCCCUCUGCUCAUACGGCAAUCUCAAACGACUCGUACUUUCAAACUGCUUCAACUUCUCAUCACGUGGAGUUAACAUCGCAUUGAUGCGCUGUCAGUUGAAAGAGCUGACAGUGAACAAAUGUGCCCGGGUUACCGACGAGAUGAUGUACACGCUGGCUUCCACACAACGAGAACUUGAAAGCAUUUCUAUUCAGGAAUGCUCGGCGAUCACCAGCAAAGGAGUAUCGGCGUUGGCAUGGCUACGGAAUAUUCAUUUGUUACGUGAGGUUGACGUGUCUCGGAAUCGCAACGUCGACGAUACCGUGGUACGCAAUCUACACACCGCCCUCGUCACUUCAGCGAAUCGCCAAAACUCGCCCUCAACAGAAAGCCAAACUAAACCUGAUGACCAGCCGCGCAAGAAACUAGUGAUGUACAUCUUCGACACGAGUAUCUCCCGAGCAGUCGAACAAGAGGUGAAAGAUUGGAUAACGCUCUGCUGA
Ostertagia ostertagi is the source of this 1572-nucleotide messenger RNA. The record is from the annotation of a GenBank genome assembly. Lineage: Eukaryota; Metazoa; Nematoda; Chromadorea; Rhabditida; Trichostrongylidae.